Messenger RNA from Lagopus muta (rock ptarmigan), 4210 nucleotides. It is a transcript of the gene ADRA1A, whose product is annotated as adrenoceptor alpha 1A. Gene Ontology annotation, biological process: cell-cell signaling; adenylate cyclase-activating adrenergic receptor signaling pathway; regulation of vasoconstriction. Gene Ontology annotation, molecular function: alpha1-adrenergic receptor activity. The coding region runs from base 375 to 1778 and encodes 467 amino acids. The transcript has 2 exons. Gene Ontology annotation, cellular component: membrane. NCBI's taxonomy places the organism in Eukaryota, Metazoa, Chordata, Aves, Galliformes, Phasianidae. The record is from RefSeq and is a predicted model, not a curated record.
GACAGAAAUGACUUGCACCUGUGAUUCCAGUACUUCUCAUCACAUUAUCCUGGAAAGCGGGAAAAGCAGCCUCAGUUUUAUGUAGCCUCAUUUCUGCAACCCAGGAACAAUGCAAAAGGGGUUAAAUCUGACUUGCAAACAGUGGAUUUUAGCUGUGCUGGAAUGGUAAAUAUUUGGGAAGAAAAGUAGGCUUUCUACUAUGUUUUUGGAUCCUUCUCAUUACUCCUGGUGCUGCACUGCUGAAACUUUCUUUAAAAAUCUUCCACCCAGCAAAGCCAGGCAAUGUUGCCUGUAGGACAUUCUGAGGACUGAUCCCAUCACUUUUUCUACCUGAAAAGGGCGUGAAGUACAGUAGCCAUUGCCAGUCACUCACCAUGGUUUUCCUCUCUGGGAACUCAUCCGACUGUUCCAACUGCACCCACUCUGCAGGGCCCGUGAACAUUUCCAAGGCCAUUUUGCUGGGUGUUAUCCUAGGGGGGCUGAUCAUUUUUGGGGUUUUGGGUAACAUUCUGGUUAUCCUCUCUGUAGCCUGCCACAGGCAUCUUCAGAGUGUCACCCACUACUAUAUAAUUAAUCUUGCUGUAGCUGACCUCCUCUUGACAUCCACUGUCCUGCCCUUCUCUGCUACUAUGGAGAUUUUGGGCUACUGGGCCUUUGGGAGGAUCUUCUGUAACAUCUGGGCAGCUGUUGAUGUCCUUUGCUGCACUGCUUCCAUUAUGAGCCUCUGCAUCAUCUCGAUAGACAGAUACAUCGGGGUGAGCUACCCACUGCGAUACCCCAGCAUAGUGACAGAGAAGAGAGGCCUCCUGGCUCUGCUGUGCGUGUGGGCGCUGUCUCUGGUCAUCUCCAUUGGACCUCUUUUUGGAUGGAAGGAACCAGCACCCGAAGACGAGACCAUCUGCCAGAUCACCGAAGAGCCCGGCUACGUGCUGUUCUCUGCGCUGGGCUCCUUCUACCUCCCACUGACCAUCAUCCUGGUGAUGUACUGCCGAGUGUAUGUCGUGGCCAAAAGGGAAAACAAAGGUUUGAGGUCAGGGUUGAAGAUGGAGAAAUCUCGUUCUGAAGCAGUGACCCUACGGAUCCACCGCAAAAACGCCUCCGAAACGAGCGGGGCCACGGCCAGUUCUAAGAGCAAGCAUCACUUCUCAGUGCGUCUCCUCAAGUUCUCCAGAGAAAAGAAAGCGGCCAAGACCCUGGGAAUUGUAGUGGGAUGCUUUGUUCUGUGCUGGCUUCCAUUUUUUGUAGUCAUGCCUCUAGGUUCUUUCUUUCCUACAAUCAAACCCCCGGACACACUUUUUAAAAUAACAUUUUGGCUUGGAUAUUUAAACAGCUGCAUCAACCCCAUCAUCUAUCCAUGCUCCAGUCAAGAGUUUAAGAAAGCGUUCCAAAAUGUCCUGAGAGCACAGUGCCUCCCAAGAAAGCAUGCAGCGAAAAAGCAACCCCCAAGCUUCAACCUCAAUCAUCCCAACAGCCAAAGCAUGGGAGGUGGCAGAGGUGUGGUCCGUAUCCCCGUCGGCUCGGGAGAAACCUUCUAUAAGAUUUCCAAAGCCGAUUGGGUCUGUGAAUGGAAGAUUUUCUCCGCCGCGCAAAGCGUGCCGACGAAAAAUGCGAUCCCUAAGGACAAGUCCAGCUGCACUGCUGCCAAAGUGAAAAGCAAAGGCUUCCUCCAGGAGUGCUGCUGUGCGGGCACUGCAGGGAACGCGGUGCAUGAAAACUGCAAAGUGCCAACCAUUAAAAUUCACACCAUGACCCUCAGUGAGAACGGGGAGGAUGUCUAAAGGCUCUGCCAGUGUGAGGCCGCUGCCUUUUCAUUGGGAUUAUCCAUUUUGUUGGGGAUUGAAGUUGAUGCUAUAGCAGUUGAAGGAGUUGGGAUGAGGAGUUAGCAUGCUGGAAAAGAGAACCAGGCCUUGUGGGGAGUGAUGGUGGAGUGCUGUUAGCCUGAGGAAAGCCCUUUAAAGACAGUGAAUGGCUUCAGUGGAUGGUGAGCGCCCUCUGCUCUUCCAAGAGACAUGGUUUCCCUGAGAUUUAAAGGCCUUUUUUUUCACAGCAUUUCCCUCUCUUAAAGUCCGGCUGCUCAGAUUUAGAUGUGAUGUGGGAGCAAGAGCCAACUACAAGGACGCCGUACCGAUUUCAGCGUGGAUGCCUGCAGACAGCUCCAAGUUUAGAGCCAAUUCUGUGACUUUUUUUUUUUUUUUUAAUAUAUAGAUGUACAAACAUUGAUACAGCAUCCAGGAGAGCUGAGGUUGGGAGGCUCAGGUCUUGGGACAGUGUUUACAGAUCUCUGCUUACUUUUUGUUAAGGGACUGUGGACGAGAAUGCAUUCCUACCGUGUCUUGCCUCUUUUGUUCAUCUCCAGCUUCGUUUGGGGAGAUCCUACAGCCCCUGCUGAAGAGCAGGCAGCUCUUGGGGUGACACCUUCAGCUGGGCAGUCCCAUUUUGUCCUCAGUGUGUCACAUCCAAGCAUUGCACAGCAAACGCUCCUCUGGCUCUUGCACAGUUUGGAGUGGCUCUGAGUUUCCCUUGGUGCUGAACAUGUCAGUAAGUUGUACAGCCAAGAGAAACUUGAUCCCAGUGGUGCACUCCUCCUAGCUCCAGAGACAAGAACUUUUCUGUUUUACACAACCAAUCUCCCCCAAAUCCCCUGAUUGAAAUGAAAAUCUGCAUGCAUCCUAGGUGUGUUUGAAAGGUUUCUGCACUUUGAUGUCUGAUAAAAUUUAAAAGGAGGUAAGACAUCUUCAAACAAGGCUUGAACAGGUCUCUUCUAUUCAUCCGUUUGUCUCCCUUCUUCCAAGUUUAGCAGAAAACACCUGAAACCUCAGAAACUCCUGGCCCAGGUGCUUUCCCCAGUCACACCUUCAGGUACUGCUGUGCCACAGUCACUGGAAAAGCUGGAUGUCCCAUGGUCCCUUUGCCCAGCAUUAUGCUACAUCCCUCUGCAGUGCAAAGUACCCUAAGCCUUCCAACCCCAUGUACCAUGAGGUCAGGAAAGUUAUCCUUCUUCAGAGCAGUGAGAGCUAAACCCAGUAACUAACUUAAGGCCAUACAUCCUCAUGAGAAAGGCCCCUUCCUAUGGGAAUUUGGGUGAAAAACAUUUGGGAGCCUGGUAUAUUUUAAUGCAGCUAAUCUAAACAAAUAAAUAAAUAAAGGGGGCUGUUCAGCAUCUGGAAAAAAAUACAGAGGAAUUCUCUGUGCAGUAUUAGAAAUAGGCAGCUCUUGACAUGCCUCCUCCUGAGCCUGCCAACUGAAAAAUGCAGCUUCCUUGAAACAACACAUGAGCCUCCACUCAUGUCUCAGCAUCAGCUCCUGAGACGUGCAGGAUAUGCACUGGUUUGAAAAGGAAAAAGGCUUAAGAUCAGCGUUUUCAGGAUGGGACCUUGGAAGGACAAUCCUGGUAAUCUUGAUGAGGAAUCACUCUUUGUUCAUCUCUCAUUCUGUAUGGUCUCCAGCAUCAAGACAGUAUUUGUUCUCUUAUUGAAAUGCUGGGUCAGAGAGCUACAGAAUGUCCCAAGCAGGUUAAAAUUAGAGAAAACUUCAAUUCCAGUCCUUAUUGUCAGGCUCUUAUUUACUUCCAAAAACGUGUACUUGCAGGUAGCAUAUCUGUAGCAUUGUCCCAUUUUUAUUUAAAAUAAGAAAUCUACUCCACCCUUUGAGCUUUUCCUCAGGUUUUCAAUGAUUGGAAACCAGGAGUGCUAAAAUACCAUGAAUAAAUAUUCUCAUGGUAUUUCAAGCCAAGACCAGAAGCAGAAAAGCUGGAAAUCUCAUAAGAAAGUCAUAUGAGACUCCAAGCCAAGGUUCUUGGUCUCAUGGGGUUCAAAUACGUGGGACACUCGCUUGAAUAAAACCUGAACUCUGAAACACUGAAAAAACACCCAUUAAAUGGAGCUGAACUACUCAGACUGAGUAUCUCCACUGCAGCCAGGUUCUGCCCCAUUUGGACGGAUACCUGCUGUGUAACUCAGACCAAAGGGUCAUUGUGCCCUCUCUCCUUUGGAGUUGUGAGAAUUCCGACCUUAGGUUUGUUGUAGGUUCCGCAGUGUCAGGUGUGGGGUUGUUGUGGAGGUACAGGUGGGUUGGAGCAAAUGGGUUUGGUCAUUGAAUUUCAGAGCAACACAGUUGGAAUCUGCAGUGAGUAUAAAGCAUGCUGGUGGCAGUGUCUACGUGGACAGGUCUAUGUAGCAUCGUGCUUCAAAGAGGCAGAGGUUAGGAUAAC